GAGAGACAGAGAAGCGACAGACGGAAGGGGCGGCAGCCGGAGGAAGAGUCACAACGAAAGGAUCAGUAAGGCAAUCUUCUGAGAACGACAGAUCCAGAGACACAGAAAACAGAGGAGAAGACGGAGCCAGAGGUCAACCCCUUCCUUAUCGAUGAAAGAAGCCAUGCCAGUCCUCUCUGCAGGAGCAGGGUUGCACGAGACGCUUGCCCUGCUGACCUCACAGCUGCGUCCAGAUGCCAAUCACAAAGAGGACAUGGUCUUCCUCAAGGAUGUCUUCAGUGAGAGAAGUCUCAGCUACCUAAUGAAGAUCCAUGAGAAGUUGCGUCAGUAUGAAAGGCAGAGCCCCACCCCAGUUCUCCACAGUGCCUCCACUCUGGCUGAGGAUGUGGUAGAGGAGUUGCAAAGUGGGCCGAUGAGUGUUGAGGAAAAAGAACUGCUACACUUGCUGACAUCACCUCAUCUCAAGGCGGUUUUGUCAGUUCAUGACACGGUGGCGCAGAAGAACUUUGACCCUGUGCUGCCUCCUCUUCCCGAUGACUUUGAGGAUGAACUAGAUGAGGACUCUGUGAAGAUAGUCCGCCUUGUCAAAAACAAAGAGCCACUGGGUGCCACAAUUCGGCGGGAUGAGUCCACCGGGGCCGUGAUUGUGGCUCGGAUCAUGAAAGGCGGGGCUGCAGACAGGAGUGGUCUGGUGCAUGUCGGUGAUGAACUGAGAGAAGUCAAUGGCAGCUCUGUAAUGCACAAGAGACCAGAUGAGAUCAGUCAACUACUGUCUCAAUCACAAGGCUCUAUCACAUUGAAGAUCAUCCCAGCAAUCAAAGAGGAGGACAGGCUGAAAGAAAGCAAGGUCUACAUGCAGGCACUGUUUGAUUACACUCCAUUGGAGGACAAAGCCACGCCAUGUCAGGAGGCAGGGCUUCCGUUUAAACGCGGAGACGUCCUGCAGGUGGUCAGUCAGGAUGAUCAGACGUGGUGGCAGGCCAAGAGAGUGGGAGAUUGCAGCCUGCGUGCAGGACUCAUCCCAUCCAAACAUUUUCAGGAGAGGCGGUUAGCCUUCAGAAUAAAAAUGGGCACUCUUCAAAACUCCAAGUCUCCCCAAAAAACUGUCUAUGACCAAGGAUGUGAUAAAGAAGACUGUGACUGUGAGGGCUAUUUCAAUGGACAGUACAUAGUCUCUUCGAAGUGUAAUGCAGUGGCUCCCUCCUGUGGCCAGGUGUUUUCCUGGGAGUUUUACUCAGCCGGUUUAAGGAGAAGUUUCCGUCUAAGUCGGAAGGACCGUCGUGGUUCUUCGGGAGAGGCCAAUGUUUCUGACCAGAAUGACACAGAGUUCCUGACCUAUGAGGAAGUGACACGUUAUCAGCAGAGCCCCAAUGAGAGACCCCGAUUAGUAGUUCUCAUUGGUUCUCUGGGAGCACGUAUCAAUGAGCUGAAGCAAAAGGUCAUUGCAGAAAAUCCCCAUCGCUACGCUGUGGCUGUGCCCCACACCACACGGCCCAAAAAGAGCCAUGAGAAGGAGGGAGUGGAGUACCACUUUGUGACUAAGCAGGCCUUUGAUGCAGAUGCACAGAAUAACAAAUUUAUAGAGUACGGAGAGUAUAAGGAGAAUCUGUAUGGGACCAGUAUAGAGGCCAUUCGCUCCGUUCAAGCCAAGAACAAGAUGUGUCUGGUAGAUGUACAGCCUGAGGCUCUGAAGGCUCUGCGGACAGCCGAAUUCAAGCCUUAUGUCAUUUUCGUAACACCGAGAAUCCCGGAGAGUCGCAGACGCCGCAGUGCCGGCACCUCGCCAGGUGGAGGUGAACAUGGGCGAAUCACAGAGGAGGAGCUGCAGGAAAUGCGUCUGUCUGCACAGCAGAUAGAUCAACAAUAUGGUCAUCUAGUGGAUCGGGUCCUGAUUAAGGAGGACACUGCCAGUGCCUGUGCAGAACUACGUAGCAUCCUGGAAAGACUGGAGCGGGAGACCUUCUGGGUUCCUAUGAGCUGGGUCAAGGCUUAGCUAAAUUUCAGACUGUUGACCAAGUAGAAGUCCACUGAUGGCUUCUUUUCCUCCAUACGGUGCAGUCGGAUUGCACACGUCCUCCUUGGCCUGGAUUCUUUCAGCCAUCCGUUAUCGGUAAAGGAAGGUAGAGGUCUGUGCAGAACGGAUUUUUCAAUCCCGCCAACACCCGCCAAAAAAAUGAUAUAUUUGAUUCCGCUCCCGCCCAAAACUUUCACGUUUUGCCCUGUUCCCACAAACCAAAAGCCCGUAGGAAGAGGUCUAAUUGGAUUUCUCAGUCCUUGUCUGGAUAGAAUCGGUCUUGUUCUGGUGUUGCUCACAAACACAAUGCUUCAGAUCUCCAGAAUUGUGCGUGCUGUUAUUAUUAGAUAAUCAUAUUUUGUUGAUCUUGGAACAACAUUAUUAGACAAAAAUUAAAUCCUAACCAUAUCCCUACCCCUAAACCUAUAGAUAUCCCUAAAAUCAGAAGGAAAUGAUAGGUGAAUAACACUGAUGUAGAAGCACCUUACCCUGGUUGAAAGUCCAAACAUGGCACAAACUGACAUUUUGUCUCUCAAGUCUAAUUGGUUGAUUAGAACGUUGCUCCAGGAUCAACAAAGAUGUCUAUCCAGGAACAUGUUGUUGCAAUUAGUGAAAUCCGGUUGUGCCACAUAGCAGUAUCUUUACGCCCUCACGCAUUCGGCAAUUUAAAACUUGCCCCGGGCUGCACUGUUGCGUAGGGUUCCGUAUACCUCUUAGGGAAAGCAUAAAGAGACUUAAAGAGGGGAACAGGCCAUUGAGGGUGUCUGUUUGGAUACAGAUUUUGUUUUCAGGCUGGGACAUGCAGGCACAUAAGCACUUCUAUAAUUUAUUUUUUUAAUGACUUUAGUUAUUUAUUAUUUGCCUUGUUGUGUCAUUUGAUACUUUGUGGUUUCCUUAUGUUAUUUAAAGAGUUGCAGUAGACUGUUCAUUAAAGCAAUACUUCAGUUGUGAACAGAUUAUAUUUUCAGAAAGGUAUUAAAUAUGGUUUCCAAGUCCACUUUUGGCCAUAGCAAGUGGGAAAUGUGCAGAUUGAACUGUGUAUUUUUCUGCAAUGCACAGUAAGCCUUUCCCACGCACACCCAUGCAGAGACUCAUUGAGCAACUGUAACUACUUCAGGUUUGAAAUCAUUUGAAGUUUUAAUUUCAUAAAGUGUUGCCUGUCAGACUUCGCUGUCUAAUGAAUCACAGAAAUCGGGUUCUUUUUGAAGAACACGAUUGAUCAAUGUUUUAACAGGAAAAUGUUAAACUCUUGCUGUGCCAACAACUGUCUCAAUACACCAAGCUUUUCUUCUCAAAGAUUUUCUUCAUUCGGAGGGUUAUAAAAUACCACGCCAAAGCACUUAAGCUACACAUCAUCCAUGUAAAUAUGUAACUAAGCGUUCUGGAGUUUAGGUUUGUUAGGUGUAGAUGAACCAAGACAGUGUUGAGUUGACACGGUAAUACACAGGCCCUUUAUUUUAAACCAGGCUUUUAAGGCGUCCUUGUUACAAUGUAAUUAUAC
Messenger RNA from Pimephales promelas (fathead minnow), 3515 nucleotides. RefSeq names its product MAGUK p55 scaffold protein 3a (gene mpp3a). NCBI's taxonomy places the organism in Eukaryota, Metazoa, Chordata, Actinopteri, Cypriniformes, Leuciscidae. The record is from RefSeq and is a predicted model, not a curated record. Gene Ontology annotation, molecular function: protein binding.